AUGUCGUUCCUCGUACUGAAACCAACCGUCGACAUCGAAAACGUUCCCGAAUUCUACAAAUUAUUCUUGAGUUCAACGGUUCAGUAUCACCACAAAGAACGCCAGUGGAUUCUGACGUUGAUUGCGGAUUCGUUGAUUGAACCGUACGACUACAAUGUUCUGCAGAAACGUUACGUGAUCAAGUUGUGUCUCUCGCUAUUCACCAGUAAUAUGUCAACAAUGGAAACUCGUAAACUCGUCUUGAUCAUUCUGCGAUCUGCACUCAAGCAUCAAUCAGUUGCAAAGGAUCUCUUCUACAGAAGCAAUUUACAAUCGUGGAUCACUGUCACGGCGCAGCAGUCGACACUAUCAAGAUGGGAGAAGGUAUUCUUGUGUCAGCUCUUCAUCACUUUGUAUGAGCACAUUAAAACGUUCAUGAUGAAUGAAACUAAUCAAAACGAUAUCAAAUCCAAAAAUCAAAUCGCUCUGCAGCAAAAAAUUUGUCAAAUGCUCAGCCGAAAGAUGAAACAAAUGCUCGAUGAAGUGGAUGAUAGUGGAAGAGCGGUUUGGUCGAAGAAACUGGACGAUUUGAUUAGUAGCGAUUGGUCGGAGAAGGAAGUUGUUGAAAAUGACAAUGCAUAA
Messenger RNA from Anisakis simplex (herring worm), 621 nucleotides. Lineage: Eukaryota; Metazoa; Nematoda; Chromadorea; Rhabditida; Anisakidae. The record is from the annotation of a GenBank genome assembly.